Molecule: messenger RNA, 12679 nt
Organism: Mus musculus (house mouse)
Lineage: Eukaryota; Metazoa; Chordata; Mammalia; Rodentia; Muridae
Gene: Ptprb
Product: protein tyrosine phosphatase receptor type B
Exons: 35
Coding region: 76-7161 (2361 amino acids)
Biological process (GO): glial cell migration; angiogenesis; osteoblast differentiation
Cellular component (GO): membrane; signaling receptor complex
Molecular function (GO): transmembrane receptor protein tyrosine kinase inhibitor activity; protein tyrosine phosphatase activity; cadherin binding
Source: RefSeq, a predicted model, not a curated record
UACUCUUUGCCUCUCUUAUCUGGGAGAAAUUUUUUUUUUCCCCAAAGCGAAGCAUGAACCGUUGUUAAGUGGAAAAUGGAGGCUGAGUUUUACAUGACGAUUCUAACCUGCUUGAUCCUCGGGAGCUUGGAGGGCUUCCAGAUAGUCCACGUGCGCAAGCAACAGUGCCUCUCCAUAAAUCAGAAGGUGGUUAUGGGCUUCUGCAAUGGCAGCAGCCGCAACCAGCAGUGGCUGUCAACUGAGGAUGGGAAGUUCCUUCACAUUAAAUCUGGAUUGUGCCUGGGUAUCUCCAACUCCUCAAGGGGCCCCUUCCAACCAGCAGUUGCUACUCCCUGUGCCCAGGCACCCCGAUGGACCUGCCAUGCUCAGGAAGGUUUCCUUGAGGUGGAAAAUACCUCACUCUUUCUCAAGAAACAAAACCAUAAGGUAGUGGUCAAGAAGAUCAGUAAAUACCUCGAUAGCUGGAUGAAGUUAGUUAUCAACAAGGAGGGGAGACUGGCCAAUGAAAGCCUCUGUCUGAAGCAAGCUGGCCUGGGUACAGAAGUCUCGGUGCGGACUGCUAGAAACUCAGCUGCUUCCCAGAUUGCCACUACUGCUAACACCGUCCCAUAUAGCCCAAGCCACAUUAGCAAUACCACAGAGACAUUCCUCGGGAGCACUACAGAGACCCUCAGGAGCACUGCAGAGACCCUCGGGAGCACUGCAGAGACCCUCAGGAACACUGCAAAGACCCUCGGGAGCACUGCAGAGACCCUCAGGAACACUGCAAAGACCCUCGGGAGCACUGCAGAGACCCUCGGGAGCACUGCAAAGACCCUCGGGAGCACUGCAAAGACCCUCGGGAGCACUGCAAAGACCCUCGGGAGCACUUCAGAGGCCUACAGUCAGAGCAGCAGCAAGAGAGGUCUCCCCCAUCUGCACACGGCUGGAGCUACAGACGAAUCCUGGAGCCCGCUGACUACUCCACCUUUCUCCAGCAUCACCACAGAGACUGGAGUGGCAGAGCAAGUGAAAUGUAACUUCACACUGUUGGAGUCCAGGGUCUCUAGCUUGUCAGCGUCUAUCCAGUGGAGGACUUUCGCGUCACCCUGUAACUUUAGCCUCAUCUACAGCAGUGAUACCUCGGGGCCCAUGUGGUGCCAUCCUAUUCGGAUAGACAACUUUACCUACGGAUGUAACCCCAAGGAUUUACAAGCAGGGACCGUCUAUAACUUCAGGAUUGUUUCUCUGGAUGGAGAAGAGAGCACUCUGGUCUUACAGACAGAUCCGUUGCCUCCUGCCAGGUUUGAAGUCAAUCGGGAGAAAACAGCAUCAACCACCCUGCAGGUCCGGUGGACUCCCUCUUCUGGAAAAGUCUCCUGGUAUGAGGUGCAAUUAUUUGAUCAUAACAAUCAAAAGAUACAAGAAGUCCAAGUUCAAGAAAGUACCACCUGGAGCCAAUAUACUUUUCUGAACCUCACUGAGGGUAACAGUUACAAAGUUGCCAUCACAGCUGUUUCGGGAGAAAAGCGCUCCUUUCCGGUGUAUAUCAAUGGCUCUACAGUACCAUCUCCAGUGAAAGAUCUUGGCAUUUCCCCCAAUCCUAAUUCUCUCCUAAUUUCCUGGUCUCGUGGUUCUGGGAAUGUGGAACAAUACAGGCUGGUGCUAAUGGAUAAAGGGGCCAUCGUUCAAGACACAAACGUGGACAGGCGUGAUACUUCUUAUGCUUUUCACGAGCUGACCCCUGGCCACCUCUACAACCUCACUAUUGUCACCAUGGCCUCGGGACUGCAAAACUCCAGGUGGAAACUGGUGAGGACCGCUCCCAUGGAAGUCUCAAAUCUGAAGGUGACAAAUGACGGGAGGUUGACCUCUCUAAAUGUGAAGUGGCAGAAACCCCCUGGGGAUGUAGAUUCCUACAGCAUUACCCUGUCUCACCAAGGGACCAUCAAAGAAUCCAAAACAUUAGCACCUCCUGUUACUGAAACUCAAUUUAAGGACUUAGUCCCUGGACGGCUUUACCAAGUGACCAUCAGCUGCAUCUCUGGUGAGCUCUCUGCUGAGAAGUCAGCAGCGGGGAGAACAGUUCCAGAAAAAGUGAGGAAUCUGGUUUCCUACAACGAGAUUUGGAUGAAGUCCUUUACAGUGAACUGGACGCCCCCUGCUGGAGAUUGGGAGCAUUAUCGUAUCGUGCUCUUCAAUGAAUCCUUGGUCUUGCUCAACACCACAGUGGGAAAGGAAGAAACGCACUAUGCCUUGGAUGGCUUGGAGCUCAUACCAGGAAGACAGUAUGAGAUAGAAGUCAUUGUUGAGAGCGGAAAUCUGCGGAAUUCCGAGCGCUGUCAAGGCAGGACAGUACCCCUGGCUGUCCUCCAGCUUCGCGUCAAACACGCUAACGAAACUUCACUGGGCAUCACGUGGCGGGCCCCUCUAGGCGAAUGGGAGAAAUACAUCAUUUCGUUGAUGGACAGAGAGCUCUUGGUCAUCCACAAGUCACUCUCCAAAGAUGCCAAAGAAUUCACUUUUACAGACCUGAUGCCUGGACGGAAUUACAAGGCUACUGUCACUAGCAUGAGUGGAGAUUUAAAACAGUCAUCUUCAAUCAAAGGAAGAACAGUGCCUGCCCAGGUGACUGACCUGCACGUCAACAACCAAGGGAUGACCAGUAGUCUGUUCACUAACUGGACAAAGGCACUGGGAGAUGUAGAGUUCUACCAAGUUUUACUGAUCCAUGAAAAUGUGGUUGUCAAGAACGAGAGUGUUUCCAGUGAUACCAGCAGAUACAGCUUCCGCGCCCUGAAACCCGGCAGCCUCUACUCCGUGGUGGUGACCACGGUGAGUGGAGGGAUCUCCUCCCGGCAGGUGGUGGCGGAAGGAAGAACAGUCCCGUCCAGCGUGAGUGGGGUGACAGUCAACAAUUCUGGCCGGAAUGACUACCUCAGCGUUUCCUGGCUGCCGGCGCCUGGAGAAGUGGAUCACUACGUGGUGAGCCUCUCCCACGAGGGCAAGGUGGAUCAGUUCCUCAUCAUCGCCAAAUCUGUCAGCGAGUGUUCCUUCAGCUCCCUCACCCCGGGCCGCCUCUACAACGUCACUGUAACCACCAAGAGCGGCAAUUAUGCAAGCCACUCCUUCACCGAGGAACGGACAGUGCCAGACAAGGUCCAGGGAAUCAGUGUUAGCAACUCUGCCAGAAGCGACUACUUAAAGGUGUCCUGGGUGCAUGCCACUGGAGACUUUGACCACUAUGAAGUCACCAUCAAAAACAGAGAAAGCUUCAUUCAAACCAAAACCAUCCCCAAGUCAGAAAAUGAGUGUGAAUUUAUUGAGCUGGUUCCUGGACGCCUGUACAGCGUCACUGUCAGUACAAAGAGUGGACAAUAUGAAGCCAGUGAACAGGGGACAGGGAGAACGAUCCCAGAGCCUGUGAAGGAUCUCACCCUUCUCAACAGGAGUACGGAGGAUCUCCAUGUGACUUGGUCAAGAGCCAAUGGGGAUGUUGAUCAGUACGAGGUCCAGCUGCUCUUCAACGACAUGAAAGUCUUCCCUCAUAUUCACCUUGUGAACACAGCAACUGAGUAUAAGUUCACGGCGCUCACGCCGGGGCGCCAUUACAAAAUCCUCGUCCUGACCAUCAGUGGCGAUGUCCAGCAGUCAGCCUUCAUUGAAGGCCUCACAGUUCCCAGCACUGUCAAAAACAUUCACAUUUCUGCCAAUGGAGCCACGGAUAGGCUGAUGGUAACCUGGAGCCCUGGUGGCGGGGAUGUGGACUCCUAUGUGGUGUCUGCAUUCAGACAGGACGAGAAGGUUGACUCUCAGACCAUUCCCAAGCAUGCCUCGGAGCACACGUUCCACAGGCUGGAGGCCGGAGCCAAGUACAGGAUCGCCAUUGUUUCUGUCAGUGGGUCCCUGAGAAACCAGAUAGAUGCGCUCGGACAGACAGUCCCAGCGUCUGUCCAGGGAGUCGUCGCAGCCAAUGCAUACAGCAGUAAUUCCUUAACAGUAAGUUGGCAGAAAGCCCUUGGUGUGGCAGAAAGAUACGAUAUCCUGCUUCUAAACGAGAAUGGGCUUCUUUUGAGCAACGUGUCAGAGCCAGCUACGGCAAGACAGCACAAAUUUGAAGAUCUAACGCCAGGCAAGAAAUACAAGAUGCAGAUCCUGACUGUCAGCGGAGGCCUCUUCAGUAAAGAAUCUCAGGCUGAAGGCCGAACAGUCCCAGCAGCUGUCACCAAUCUGAGGAUCACAGAGAACUCCAGUAGAUACCUGUCCUUCGGCUGGACCGCCUCGGAGGGUGAACUCAGCUGGUACAACAUCUUCCUCUACAACCCAGACAGGACUCUUCAGGAGCGAGCUCAAGUUGACCCGCUAGUCCAGAGCUUCUCUUUCCAGAACUUGCUACAAGGCAGAAUGUACAAGAUGGUGAUUGUCACUCACAGUGGGGAGCUGUCCAAUGAGUCAUUUAUAUUCGGCAGAACAGUUCCUGCUGCCGUGAACCAUCUCAAAGGCUCCCAUCGGAACACGACAGACAGCCUGUGGUUCAGCUGGAGCCCAGCCUCCGGGGACUUUGACUUCUAUGAGCUGAUUCUUUACAAUCCCAACGGCACGAAGAAGGAGAACUGGAAAGAAAAGGACGUGACAGAGUGGCGUUUCCAAGGUCUUGUUCCUGGAAGGAAAUACACCCUGUAUGUGGUGACUCACAGUGGGGACCUCAGCAAUAAAGUCACAGGGGAGGGCAGAACAGCCCCAAGUCCUCCGAGUCUUUUGUCAUUCGCUGAUGUUGCAAACACCUCCUUGGCUAUCACCUGGAAGGGACCCCCAGACUGGACAGAUUACAAUGACUUUGAGCUGCAGUGGUUCCCUGGAGAUGCACUUACCAUCUUCAACCCCUACAGCAGCAGAAAGUCAGAAGGACGCAUUGUGUACGGGCUUCACCCAGGGAGGUCCUAUCAAUUCAGUGUCAAGACUGUGAGCGGGGACUCCUGGAAAACCUACAGCAAACCAAUUUCUGGGUCUGUGAGGACAAAGCCAGACAAGAUACAAAACCUGCAUUGCCGCCCCCAGAACUCCACGGCCAUUGCCUGCUCUUGGAUACCUCCUGACUCCGACUUUGAUGGCUACAGCAUUGAGUGCCGAAAAAUGGAUACCCAAGAAAUCGAGUUUUCCAGAAAGCUGGAGAAAGAAAAAUCACUGCUCAACAUCAUGAUGUUAGUACCUCAUAAGAGGUACCUGGUGUCCAUCAAGGUGCAGUCGGCCGGCAUGACCAGUGAGGUGGUUGAAGAUAGCACCAUCACCAUGAUAGACCGCCCGCCUCAACCGCCUCCACACAUCCGUGUGAAUGAAAAGGAUGUGCUAAUCAGCAAAUCUUCCAUCAACUUUACUGUCAACUGCAGCUGGUUCAGCGACACCAACGGAGCGGUUAAAUACUUUGCUGUGGUGGUGAGAGAGGCCGACAGCAUGGAUGAGUUGAAGCCAGAACAGCAGCACCCUCUCCCUUCCUACCUGGAGUACAGACACAACGCCUCCAUCCGAGUCUACCAGACCAAUUAUUUUGCCAGCAAAUGUGCUGAAAGUCCCGACAGCAGUUCUAAAAGUUUCAACAUUAAGCUUGGAGCAGAGAUGGACAGCCUCGGUGGCAAAUGUGAUCCCAGUCAGCAGAAAUUCUGUGAUGGACCGCUGAAGCCACACACCGCCUACAGAAUCAGCAUCCGGGCUUUUACACAGCUAUUUGACGAGGACUUGAAAGAGUUCACCAAACCUCUCUACUCGGAUACGUUCUUCUCUAUGCCCAUCACCACAGAGUCAGAGCCCUUGUUUGGAGUUAUUGAAGGUGUGAGUGCUGGCCUGUUUCUAAUUGGCAUGCUGGUGGCCCUUGUUGCCUUCUUCAUCUGCAGACAGAAAGCUAGCCACAGCAGGGAAAGGCCAUCUGCCCGGCUCAGCAUUCGUAGGGACCGGCCUUUGUCUGUCCAUCUGAAUCUGGGCCAGAAAGGCAACCGGAAAACUUCUUGCCCCAUAAAGAUCAAUCAGUUUGAAGGGCAUUUCAUGAAGCUGCAGGCAGACUCCAACUACCUUCUAUCCAAGGAAUAUGAGGACUUAAAAGACGUGGGUAGAAGCCAGUCAUGUGACAUUGCCCUCUUGCCUGAGAAUCGAGGGAAAAAUCGAUACAACAACAUAUUGCCUUAUGAUGCCUCAAGAGUGAAGCUCUGCAAUGUCGAUGACGACCCUUGCUCUGACUACAUCAACGCCAGCUACAUCCCCGGUAACAACUUCAGACGAGAAUACAUCGCCACUCAGGGACCGCUUCCAGGCACCAAGGAUGACUUCUGGAAGAUGGCGUGGGAGCAGAACGUUCACAACAUCGUCAUGGUGACCCAGUGUGUUGAAAAGGGCCGAGUGAAGUGUGACCAUUACUGGCCAGCAGACCAGGACCCCCUCUACUACGGUGAUCUCAUCCUACAGAUGGUCUCGGAGUCCGUGCUCCCCGAGUGGACCAUCAGGGAGUUUAAGAUAUGCAGUGAAGAACAGUUGGAUGCACACAGACUCAUCCGUCACUUUCACUACACGGUGUGGCCAGACCAUGGGGUCCCAGAGACCACCCAGUCCCUGAUCCAAUUUGUGAGGACAGUCAGGGACUACAUCAACAGAAGCCCCGGGGCUGGGCCCACCGUAGUGCACUGCAGCGCUGGUGUGGGCAGAACAGGGACGUUCGUUGCCCUGGACCGGAUCCUCCAGCAGUUGGACUCUAAGGACUCCGUGGACAUUUAUGGGGCAGUGCAUGACCUAAGACUCCACAGGGUUCACAUGGUCCAGACCGAGUGUCAAUAUGUGUAUCUGCAUCAGUGUGUAAGAGACGUCCUCAGAGCAAAGAAACUGCGGAACGAGCAAGAGAACCCCCUGUUUCCGAUUUAUGAGAAUGUGAAUCCAGAGUAUCACAGAGCUCUUCACGUCGCGGUGACCCCAACCAUAACAUUUCCACUGCCACUGCAUAACUGUGCUUUACCUAUUGUUUUGAAUCACAAUAUGCAAUCUACUCGAGACAUUAAGAAUUCACCUGAAGAUCCCCUGGAUAAAAGCGUUUCACUGUGUGACUUUAAAAAAAAACAAAAACAAAAAAACAAAAACAAAACCUUGCUUCAUGCCCUGUGGGGGUGCCAGCCAUUUCUGUUGAUACUAUGUAUAAUUUAUUAAUCUGGAGAAUGUUAAAGAAUUUAUGUAAUUUAAAGGUAACAGAUAUUAUUGUACAUACUUGUAUUUUGUAGUUUCUCCUGUAAAUAUGUAUUUUUCAUAAUGUUUAAAAUUAAGCUUUAUAUAUUUUCACACUAAAGUGUUCAUGGCUUGUUGUACAUAGACCCAUACAGCCUGUAUGACAGGGCCACGGGUGAAAAGUGUGUAGAGGAAGUCGCAAGGACAGUCCCCGGGGGUGUUUCUUACCUGUCCUUAUAGUCACUGGGUAAGCGAACGUCAGAGCUGAAGAGAGCAUACCAUGAGGCUAGCUAUGUUGAGCUGCUUUCUUAUGAAUGGACCCUGGGAUCUAAGGAAUAUAAUAGUCAAAAAAGAUUAGGGCUGUGGCCAAACCUUUGUGGUAGGCCAUAUGCCAAGAAAUUAAAAAUAAAUGAAGUGAAUUAAAAGGAGGAUUCGACAGCACCAAAGCUGAGCUUGCUGUUGUCUAAGCUAGAAGCUUUUUGUCUGACUCCUCCCAGGGUCCCAGGGUCCCUCCCAGGGUCAACUUGAAGCUUGCAGUGACCACGGGGUUAAGGGGUGCCAUAGCGAGCAAUACUAACAGGGAUGAGGAACCUCCAGCACACAGCAGCGGGCCACCUGCAACAGUCCCAGCUGGUUCUCCUCUGGAAAGAGUUACAGUGGCAGGUGAUGUUCCUGAUCAGAGAAAGCAUGGUAUGCCAACAUGUCCAUAGAAAUAGCUACAUCAUAUAUAAUGAGUUAAAGAGUGGUGGUAAAACACACACACACACACACACACACACACACACACACACACACACACACACACACCAGCUCUCCUUAGUCUAAAAACCCUUCAAAUGCUCUUUCUAAGUAAGUUGAUGCAGUUAAAAUGUUAUCAAGUUCUCACCUGAAGCUCAGUUUACUGUAAGCAACGCCACACACCCUACCAAUUUUAUCAUUAAGAUUUAUGCUUUAUUUGACUAUAAAUAAUCCCAAGUGACUCAGAGAGUGGACAUUGGCCAGAUCAAGGUCUGAUUCGUAGAUGUUUCCUGAGGAAGGUCUAGAGAGAGUCCUGUGGGUGCCUGAGUGUGACGUCACAUUUUCUGACCUCAGAGCUUCAUUUCCAGAAACAGCAGCUUCUCUCGAACAUAGGCAUCUUUGCCAUGUAUCAUAAAUUCCCACAAUAAAAUGGAUAUAAUUGGCAUAACAAUUGAAAAUAAUUAACGAUACCUAUUGUAUAGGUGUUUAUCACUGUAACCUUAGUUUGUAAAUAUAAUGUGAUACAGAUAAUUACAUAACUCCACACCCAGCCUGGAAAUGUUUUUAGGGAGUGUUCGAAGUUUAUAGAAACAGAGGAGCUGUGUCCUAAGGAUCCCUGUGAACAACAUUCAGAGUUCUCCCGAUGUCCCUGUGCUCUGUGCCCCCAUGACAAUGAUACUGAGCAGCUCUGGCCCUGCGGCCAGAAACAUGGCGGAUCUUGGGAACAGGAAAAAGAGGGGGAGAGGUGUAAGCAUAUAGCGGUAACUAGGGAGAAAAUGGAGGCCAGGCAUGGUUUGGGUGUGUUGUGUGUUAGGAAUGGUUUUCUUAGAGGAAAAAGAAAAAAAGCUAGGUCGAGGGAGCAGCUCAGAGGUAGCAAGCUUGUGUGUGUAUCUCUCCCUCCUCCCCUCUGAGAAGAGAAAAGAAAGGGGAGGGGGUAGAGUUGUAAAACGAUGUUGCUUGGUGCAAAGCAUGCUCAUGACCUGGAAAAGGAAGUCCAUUUUCAUUUUAAGAAAAGUUCCAGCAAGGGCCUGGAACCUGUUGGGCCCUGUUCCGAAAUCUGUUUCUCUGUGUCCUCAAGGAGAGAAGCAAGGUGCAGUGAAAUUAAUGUUGUUAUUGUUUUCAAUAGGAAGUGGAAGAGGGUCUGGGUGAGGGCAGGGGACCAGAGCGAUGCCUUCCUUGAGGCACCUGCCAGCAAGGGCUGGAGCUGUUUCUAUGGCAAGUCACUAGAUGCAGAAGAGAAAGCAGUUCGUUGCACACGCAGGGACUACCACCACAAAGCCCCUGCAGGUCUGUAGCCGUAACUCACACACCUCUCAAAGCAGCUUGGGUGAAGUCAGAGGUACAGAAAUGAGCACAGCCAUGCAGCCCAGGGACACCAUGCAUUCUUGCUCUCUAUUCCAGGGAAUACUAAUACCUCCUCUAUACAAGUUUUAAAGCCCCCUUAGCAACAAAUACUUCUGUGUAAUUUCUCUCUUGAAAAGAUCUAAUACAAAUCUAGUUGAUCUACCCAUCAAACUUAGCGGAGAGCUGGACUGAAAAUGUAACUACCGAUAGGAUGCUUGCCAGGCACAUGGGAGGCCCUGGGUUUAGUCUCAGGUACCACAAAAUAAGUAAGGAGAAAAAGAAAGAAAGGUUUCUUUGGCCCUUCCUUCUGUUGGGUGCAUCUCCCCUUAAUUGCUUCACAUGGCUGUGCCUCGGUAAACACUCCACUUACUACCGUGUCGGACAUCCUGUCUGCACCUGAGAGCAGCUCUGUACUCAACUAAAGCUGUCAAGUACUUCAAGGCUCUCAGACUUUGAGAGAGUCUGUUUUGCAUCUUAAUAAUUAUUUACCCAGGUUCCUUAUAAUUAACUCCUCUAGUCUUUCAGAUUAAAUCAAUUUCACAUUGCAAGUCUGCGUUACUCUGGAAAGCUGCCAACUUUCCCACUCUUGAAUCAGAUUGUUCAAAGAUGCAUCUAUCUCCCUGUCUGGGCUUGCAAACGUUCAUCUUGAGGAACUUCCACCCUUUAGUGCCCGGCCUUCCACCCUCCCCUUGCUUGCUGCUGCUUCCUGGUGAAUGGCUCACUGUGCUGGGCGAAUGUGCCUUUAUCUUCUAUUCAUCUCAUCUUCCACACACUGCUAGCAUCUCAUAACCUCAACACCAUACAGGAGUGAUUAAGACUUUAAUUUUUCAACAUUGAAACGGCAACAACAUAGCAAUCUGGGGUCAGUUAUAUUUAGGAGGCUCUGUAAUUAAUUUUGUUAUUACCUCUUGGAGGAAAGCCCAAAAUGAUAUGAGAAAAUACUGUGAAACGUUUUAACAGAUGUCCAGCAAUACAAAAAUAGGGCACUCAUGAUCCACUGCACAGUGCUUCUCUUAGCUCCGUGUUAAGGCUCUAACUCCUUAUAUUAAACACUUUCUGAUCCCCUCACAAAAAGAAGGAAGGAAGAAAGAGAGAGAGAGAAAAAGAAAGAUCUGUCAUGUAAUAAAUUCUUGUUCAGUUUAGUUUAUGGGCGUUUUAGAAGGUUGAAUCCUAAAGUUACUAGAUAUUUGCCUCAGAGCCCCAGCGAUGGAACACUCUAGAAUUUUUGUUCACACAAGCUGACCAAACCUGACCAUGCCAAGCUGAGUAAGUAAUAAACGGUGGCAGCUUGUUUGUAGAAACAGUUCGGAGGUUUUCUGAGUUCUGUUUCAUUGUGUGUUGGGGGGGGGGGGGGGGAGAAUGUGAUUGACUAGAUAAAAGUUGUAAGGAGGCAUGAGCUGACACGGAGAGUGAACUCCCAUCCCCGAGGAGUCGGCGGAAGCGGAAGUGUGGCACACCUGCCUGAAUCCCCGUUACCACUCCAAGGAUCGCUAAUCCAAGCUUGAGAAGUUCGGUGUUCAAAGAAUCUUUCACGGCAAAGGAAGCUGGGCCACGGCUGCGGAGAGGAAGUGAAAUGAUGAGAGGAAGGAAACUGCUGGAGAAGAGACCACCAAGGCAGACAUCGGGAAGGCAGACUGCCCCGUUUCCUUCAUGGGACGGUUUUUGAACAUUUCAUCAUGUAUUUCUAUUAGGACAGGUAGACUGAGCAUCCCGAACCCCCAAAUCUGAAACUCAAAAUGCUCCCAAGUGCAAGACUUGACUUGAGCACUGACUUGACUCCACGGCUGGCCUCGUGCAAUCUCUAAGAAAACACAGAUCCAUUAAAAACUACCAUGUAAACUUACCGUCAGCCAUGCGCACAAGGUACAUGAGAGACUGAAAAGAACUUCAUGUUUAGACUUGGGAUUCACCUUCAAGACUCCUAUUUAUUCAAAUAUUCCAAAUUUAUUUUAAAAUCAGAUUCUGGUGGAAAUCAUUUCAGGUAAAGGACCUCUGACUUGUGUGCCUGUUGAUGGGAUUCACCGUGACCACGGAGGUCAGGCUAUCUAGCUGAUUCAGCCAUUGGACUGGCUCCCUUGGCUUUUGAAUUAACCAGGUGUGUGACUAAGUUUACAGGGCUUGGCUUUGUCACUGCAGACACAGCACCUUAGAGUCUUAUAAUGUAGGAUAACUGUAUAGGAUACAGUGUUUGGCCAUUUCGGUUAAAACUCAGGGUGCCAUUUGAUGCAGCUAUGAUAACAGCACAGAUUCUGGUCUCUUCUAAAACUGUGUGUAGCCCUGAAAACACUUCUGACUGAAAAUACUUGACUGAAGAUGGCUUCCUUGGAAUAACUACAUGCAUUUUAUUUUUUUUUUUAAGAAUUGUCUAUAUAGAUAGCAUUCGCUAAGUAAAGACAUUGUUGGUGAAUGCUCCCCAAAAUAGAAGUGUACAUAAUGGAAAUAUAAAAGAUCUAUUGAAAGAUAUGCCAAAGAUUAUUUUUUAACCUAUAUGCCAAUAAUGCACAUGAUCUUACGUAAGAAACCAAAGAAAGUUGUUCAAAACUGUAAAUAGUGUCAGAGAAAUGUUACAUGUCUCCUCUCAGAAUAGUUGCAAGAAGGGUUAGUUUGGGUUAUUCUCUGCCUCAAGUAAUUUUCUUUAAAAAAAAAAAUGCCAUCCUCACCCCAAGGCAAGUAAGCAUUUCCAUUAAGUCUGAGAUGUGUUUUAGGAGCUAUGUGUGUAAAUAUGCCUUGAGAAAGGAGCCGGAGUGAUUGUGGCUUUAAAUAUCCAACAGCCUCCAUCUGCCAGUUAGUGGGAAGGUCUACACCAGAGGUCAGAGUCUUCUGGCCUCAGCCACACUGACAAGAGAGGCCACAAGGUCCCCACUUAAAGAGCACUUCAUCUUGGCCAUUGUCUGUGAGGCUCAGUUCUCCAAGAACAAAGAGCAAGUCUCUCUUGCUUAACCUCCAUCACACAGAGAACAGUUCACGGCUCACAUACCCUGCAUGCACGGUUUAGAGCAGAAGUCGCUUCUGGCUGUGUGCUUUGGAUGUUUGGUUGUACCUACUAAUUCUGAAGUCCACAGAGGUGCAUUUAGCUGCUCUGCCGCGUGUGUGAAGGGUAAUAGAUCAUGUAAAUAAACCCAGCAACUGAACCUGUUAUGUUCUAUAAUAGAGCACUUCCCUGGUUUCAAAAUCAUUUACGUUCUCUGCAAAUCUAGUAAAAUGGCAGUAAAUGUAUUUUUUUUCCACACUACAGCAUCUACCCACACGAUUGCAUUGUAACCAGCAUUGUUUGAGCAAAGAACCUCAUCAGUCUUUCUAUUUAAAUAAUGUAUGUGCUUAAUAUAUUUUCAGAUAUGUAACCAUGGUUAAAGGAAACCUAUAUGGAAUCUUGCACAAACCCUCACCAAUGUAGGAAUAAAACUGCUGCUCAUUGAAAGAG